AUGAGCGAGAGCAGCGCAGCGACGGCCACGGCGACAGCGGCAGGCGUCAGCUUGAAGCAGCGCCGCACGGCGGCCGACGGAUCUCAGCCGUCCGUCGCGCCGGACGCCGGCAACGCGAUCAAAGAUACCGACGCGUUGAAGGACAAGGCGAAGCCACGUGGCGCGUCGCCGCGCCGGCGGUCCGGCUGGCUCGUGCUGGUGCUCGUGGUUCUGGUGGCGGCAGCGGCGGGCGCGGGAUAUUAUUUGUGGCGGGAAUACAGCGAGUUUGUCGCGAUUGACGACGACGAGGAGUUCGAGAUCGAGCCGCCCGUCGAGAAGGUCGCGACGCGGUCCAACCCGCGGAAAGCCCAGUGGCAAGCCGAUAAGCUGUGGAGCGCGGAGGAACUGGCCAAGUAUAACGGGUCGACGAAGGGCGUUCCGCUGCUGCUGGGCAUUCUGGGGGACGUGUUUGACGUGACCAAGGGCAGGAAGCACUACGGCAAGGGGCAGGGUUACAACCACUUCGCUGGCAGGGAUGCCACAAGGGCAUUUGUCUCAGGCAAUUUUUCAGGUGACGGCUUAACGGACGAUCUGACGGGGCUGUCAGGCGAGCAGUGCAUCGGCAUUGCAGACUGGCGCGACUUUUACUUCAAAACCUACAUCCACGUGGGCAAGCUGGUGGGGCGGUUCUACGACGAGCAGGGCAAGCCAAGAGAUGCUCUGGGCGAGUUUGACGAGCUUCUCAAGGAGGGCAAGCGGCUGAGGGACGUGGCCAAGGUGGCGGAGAAGAAAUACCCUGGGUGCAACUCACGAUGGGCUCAGAACGAGGGCGGCAAGGUGUGGUGUGACAGUGGGGUGCCCCGUAAGAUCCCUCGAAUCCCAGAGGCAGAAGGCGGGCCAGUGGGGGGCAGUGAGGACACGCGCUGUGCGUGCUUCACCAAGGAGCAGCUCGCCUCGCGCUCUGACCUUCACGAGUACGAUGGGUGCGACCCUGACGCCACCAAGUGUGUCUCCUCCCCUCCCGAAGACCCCAAUGCUGCAUCUCUAGGGGAUGGGGGUGAGGAGGAGGAAUGA
This is a messenger RNA of Closterium sp. Naga37s-1, 1053 nucleotides long. Lineage: Eukaryota; Viridiplantae; Streptophyta; Zygnematophyceae; Desmidiales; Closteriaceae. The record is from the annotation of a GenBank genome assembly.